AUGGAGAGUUUGAGAUCAAAACAUGUUGUGCUCUUGAUAACACUGAUGAUUCUCAAGCUUUUAUCCACAGAUUGCCGAAACCCGGUUCUCCACAGGGUCGGAGGAGGACGGAACACUUGGAGUCCGGGCGUUAACCUCACCGAUUGGGCGGUUAAGGAACAAUUCUAUGUUGGUGAUUGGCUUUAUUUUGGAUUCGACAAGUGGAGUCACAACGUUCUUGAGGUGAACAAAUCGAACUACGAGAAUUGCGAGGAAAGGGAUUUCGUGACGAAUGUCACGAGAGGCGGGCGGGAUGUGUUCAACCUGACCGAGCCAAAGGUUUAUUACUUCUUGUGCGGAAGAGGUUUCUGCUCCGAGGGAAUGAAAGUCGAGAUUCCCGUUUGGCUAUUCCCUCUACUACAACCGCAUGAUGAUCAUAAUGUUCAGCAAAACAAUGGCUUUCCGUCAAAUACUUAUGGCUUCUUUGGACAGUUUACUCUCAUUGCAAUGCUUGUCUCUGCUUUAACAUGCAUUUUAUUGCCUCUCUAG
Molecule: messenger RNA, 528 nt
Organism: Morus notabilis
Lineage: Eukaryota; Viridiplantae; Streptophyta; Magnoliopsida; Rosales; Moraceae
Product: lamin-like protein
Exons: 2
Coding region: 1-528 (175 amino acids)
Cellular component (GO): plasma membrane
Molecular function (GO): electron transfer activity
Source: RefSeq, a predicted model, not a curated record